AUGGCGGACUCAGAGCUCAGAUACUUCAUGAGAGCGCUGUCACGGCUCUUGGGAUGGACAUACUUCCUUUGCUGGUCCAUAUCUUUCUAUCCGCAACCCACCCUCAACUUCCGGAGAAAGUCAACACUGGGACUCGCUGUAGACUAUCCCACAUGUAACAUGCUGGGCUUCACGGCCUACACCAUCUCCACAGGGGCCUUUCUCUAUUCGCCUGCCAUCCGAUCGCAGUAUGCGUUCCGCCAUCCGGCUGCGCCGGAACCAACAGUGCGCUUCAACGACUUUUUGUUUGCGCUCCAUGGCGCGGUGCUUUGUAUCAUCACUUACAGUCAGUUCUACACUCGACUGUGGGGCUUCAAGGUUGGACCCAUGCAAAGAACUAGCAACCCCAUCAUUGCCAUCUUCUGGGGGAGCAUCCUUGGCGUGCUUGUGACCGCUUUCGUAGUCCUGAGUCGCGGCAAGGACGGUGGAUUUGAUCCUCGCGGAUGGGCUUGGAUAGAAGUGGUCUACGCUGUCAGCUACAUCAAACUCAUUGUUACAGUCGUUAAGUACAUGCCCCAAGUGUGGAUGAACUACAAACGAAAGUCGACCACAGGCUGGAACAUUCAUCAGAUUCUACUUGACUUCUCAGGCGGUUUCCUCUCGCUCUGCCAGCUUAUUAUCGACGCAAGCUUCCAGGCGGAUUGGUCGGGCAUCACGGGCAACCCGGCUAAAUUUCUGUUGAGCAAUGUCAGCAUGUUUUUCGAUGUUAUCUUCAUCACGCAACAUUACGUGCUGUACCGGCCGGCCGGCGAAGACAAGGCUAGUGAGGACGAAGAGCAGCAGCUCAUCCCGGGGCGAUGA
Coniosporium apollinis CBS 100218 is the source of this 840-nucleotide messenger RNA. RefSeq lists its product as uncharacterized. Bases 1 to 840 code for a protein of 279 amino acids. NCBI's taxonomy places the organism in Eukaryota, Fungi, Ascomycota, Dothideomycetes. Gene Ontology annotation, biological process: L-cystine transport. Gene Ontology annotation, cellular component: fungal-type vacuole; vacuolar membrane. The transcript is spliced from 3 exons. Gene Ontology annotation, molecular function: L-cystine transmembrane transporter activity. The record is from RefSeq and is a predicted model, not a curated record.